CGCCUGCUGUGGGGAUAUUUGUAGCACUUUGUGGGCAGACGGAUGGACAUGCACAGGGACUUGAGCAGGUGAACUAAACCUGGGAAAGGGUGAGUGUGUGAGGACAGGGCUGUGAUUGAGAAGCUGCGUUGGUCCAUGAGCAAGGACUCAGGUGUGUAGGUGCGAUGGAGAGAGAGUGUUUGCACAGAUGCACAAAAGCGUGAGUGAGUAUAUUUUUGCCUGUGUAUACCUGGUUAUGUAAAUGACUGUUUGUCUUUCCGUUUGUUUUGGCUGAAGGAAUGUUCCUCUUUGACUUCCUUUGCGCGAGCCCUUCAGUGGGGCAUGAACGGACAGAAACUAAUGGGUCUUCUCGGUUAUGUGUUUGUCAUUUUGACACUUCUGGCAAAACCCCUUUUUGCCAGAAGACAAAAAAAUCUUAUUCAAAGUGACAGAGAAAGGCAAAAAGAGAUGCAUGAGCGUGCAGGCGCCUUUACCGACAACGCUGGAAUUCAAUUGAUGCUCAUGUGCACCGGCGUUUUACCAUUACACACAUGCAAACACCACGCACAAGCAGAGAAUAUCACACACAUGGCUUGUUCUCUACCUGCCUCUUAUUAUAUCUGAGAUCCACUCAUAUCCGUACACUCUCUCCCACACACUCACCUCACAGCUCUUUCUCUUUGUAUGUGUGUGUGUGUGCGUGCGUGUGUGUGUGUGUGUGUGUGUGUGUGUGUGUGUGUGUGUGUGUGUUUGUGUGUGCGUGCGUGUGCGUGUAUUUCAAUGGAGCAGCACGCUAUGAACUUGAGAGGGAGCCAGCGUAUUGGGAUGCUCAGGCGAGAGCGACACUGGAUGCUGCGCUGAAGCUCCACCCUCGGAAUCAUCAGACCAAGAACAUCAUCCUGUUCCUGGGCGACGGGAUGGGCGUGUCCACUGUGACGGCAGCGCGGAUCCUUCGAGGGCAGAUGGAGGGCGGAUCGGGGGAGGAGACGAUGCUGGCCAUGGACACCUUCCCAUAUGUGGCCUUGUCUAAGACCUACAGUGUAGAUAAGCAGGUCGCCGACAGCGCGAGCACGGCCACAGCCUACCACUGCGGCGUGAAGGCCAACGCCAAGACUGUGGGACUCAGCGCUAAUGCGGUGGCCUACGAGUGCAACACCACCUUCGGCAAUGAGGUCUACUCGGUAUUACGACGGGCAAAGGCACAGGGUAAAUCCGUCGGUAUAGUCACCACCACCCGUGUCCAGCACGCCUCGCCGGCCGCUGCCUACGCUCACUCUGUCAGCCGCAGCUGGUACAGUGACGCCGACCUCCCUUACAGCGCUCGCCGACAGGGCUGUGUGGACAUCGCCACGCAAAUGGUCACCAACGUUGACAUUGAUGUGAUUCUGGGCGGAGGGAGGAUGUACAUGACACCGAAGGGAACCCCGGACCCGGAGUAUCCUACCUCCAACUCUAGAAAGGGGGACCGCAAAGACAAGAGGAACCUCAUAGACGUGUGGCUGAAGGCUAAGCCAAACAAGAGGUCGCACUACGUUUGGCACAGGAAGGAGUUUGACGAGAUUAACGCUGAAACUACAGAUCGGCUCAUGGGUCUGUUCGAGCCGAAGGACAUGAGAUUUGAGGUUUUCCGGAACAGCACACGAGACCCCUCCAUCGUGGAGAUGACGGAGAAGGCCAUACAAAUCCUCAGCAAGAAUCCCAAAGGGUACUUCCUUUUCGUGGAAGGAGGGAGAAUUGAUCACGGUCAUCAUGACGGCAUUGCGAAGCUGGCCCUGACAGAGGCAGUGAUGUUCGACCAAGCCAUUCAUCGCGCCUCACAGCUGACCAGAGAAUCUGAUACACUGACUGUGGUUACCGCCGACCACUCCCAUGUCUUCACCUUCGGUGGCAACACGCCUCGGGGAAAUCCCAUCUUUGGUCUGGCACCAAAGAGAGCAGACGACAAAAUGCCUUUCACCAGCAUCCUUUACGCCAACGGCCCCGGUUAUGUCCAUGUAAAUGGGACCAGAGGAAACAUCACAAUGGUGGAUUACUAUGAUGAAGAGUACAUGCAGCAGGCCGCCGUCCCUUUGGACUCUGAGACACAUGGCGGAGAGGAUGUAACCAUCUACGCCAAAGGCCCAAUGGCUCACCUAUUCCACGGGGUGAAGGAGCAAAACUACGUUGCCCAUGUCAUGGCCUAUGCCGCCUGUUUGGAGCCCUACACGAACUGUCCUCCUCACCCCCACAACCACACCUCCGCCGGGUGUGUGAACGCACCCUUGAGUUUCCUGUUUGGCUUACUGGGCCUCAUCUGGUUUUUCAGAUGACCCUUAAAUACACACAUGUCAAAACAAACACACGUUGUAGGCAGGCAGCAAUACACAGUGCACUAAACAUCCAUACACAAACACAUUUUGCUGUAGACACUCAGGCUGGCAGGGAUAAAUACUUGCAGUAUAGCACUGUAUGUCAAAACUGAAAAAUACAUAGGCCUACUCCCUACACAUCUAAACACAUGUGUAACCUACCAAACAUACAAACUACAGGCUUAAACAUGCAGGUAGCAUCUCAUUCAAAAUGCACACUGACAGGUAGACAUUGUAGGUGAGAUUAACUUGCAAAGAUAUGAAAAUAAACUGAAAAUAUUAACAUGAAUGCACAUGCAAGUGGUUCUUCAAGAAAAGGUCUAUGCAACUGUGGAGCGACUGCAGAACCAUCAGCGCUCACAGUAUUCUACCUUCUCGAAUCGCAACAUGACUACUACCUUUCACUUGUUUUAUCUUGUUCCUAUUUUUCAGCAUGAUGUGCCUGCUCGGAACUGUCCAACUCUUGAGUGUAGCUGUAAUUCUCUAUUUACACAUUAAUCUUAGGCCUCACUCUGAAUAACUUGAAACAAACCAGCAGACUGAGGGCUCAGUGUCCAGCUCGUUGACAGCAGUUAGGAUAAACCUGAAUUGAGCUCCAUCAUCCCAUGCCAUGCCAAGCUGCGACACCAUCAGACCUUACAAGAACUCAUCAAGAUACUGAACCGCUCUCAGGAGGGGAAGACAUGUAGCUUUAAAAAAAAAAAAAUUUAGUUUGUAUCUUGACCUCAUUGGCUCCAAAGAGUAAAUCUGUUUUCUGUCAGAUCGUCUGCCUCUUGAUACAGGAUAUAAUCUAUUUGGAUUGUACAUGAAUGUAUUUUGUAUCCAAAUCUUGUCAAUGUAUUUUUAUACUGUUUCUUUUGCAAAUGUUAGUUAUAUAUAUAUAUAUAUGAAUAAAAAACAAUUUUUAUG
This is a messenger RNA of Platichthys flesus (European flounder), 3236 nucleotides long. RefSeq names its product alkaline phosphatase, intestinal, tandem duplicate 1 (gene alpi.1). The coding region runs from base 531 to 2288 and encodes 585 amino acids. Gene Ontology annotation, biological process: dephosphorylation. The record is from RefSeq and is a predicted model, not a curated record. Gene Ontology annotation, molecular function: alkaline phosphatase activity. Gene Ontology annotation, cellular component: plasma membrane. Lineage: Eukaryota; Metazoa; Chordata; Actinopteri; Pleuronectiformes; Pleuronectidae. The transcript has 10 exons.